AUGGCAACCUUCGCCUUUGGCUUCUCGUGUUCUCCUCCUCUUUCUCUGCGCCUCUCACUCCGUCAUCGUCUCUCACCUGCACCUCCUAUCUUUCACCUUCGGUCCACCAUCAGAUUUACUAAAUUACGAACCACAGAAGCCCUAGUUUUCGCUUCAUUGUCGUCUUCUUUCGACGACUUCAGUACUAGCAAUGGAAAUUCACGCUCAAAGAAAUCGUUCAUUACAAAGUUGAUACAAGAGAUAGAGCCUUUGGAUGUGAGCCUUAUUCAGAAAGAUGUGCCUUCAACUACUGUGGAUGCCAUGAAGAGGACUAUAUCAGGCAUGUUGGGUUUACUUCCAUCCAACCAGUUUCAAGUUUUAAUUGAAGCUUUAUGGGAACCUCUUUCCAAGCUAUUGGUUUCUUCGAUGAUGACUGGGUAUACACUACGGAAUGCUGAAUAUAAACUCUGUCUGGAAAGGAACCUUGAUAUAUAUGAAGGAAAUAUUGAGAAACAAGCAGUUGAAGCACCAAGGACGUGUGCUGAUGAUAAAAUGAUCAACAGUUCCAGGAAAGAAGAGUUUCCCAAAUCUGAAAAAAAUAGUGAAAAAACAAUUGAUCUUCCAGGCCUUGAAGAAAUGACCCCCGAAGCUCAACAAUAUAUAUUUAAGUUGCAGUCACAGUUGGCAUCUUUCAAGAAGGUAAACAAUAGCACUUCAAAUAGUUUACUUUUGAAAGUGGAUGACUUGGUUUUCUUAUCGAUCAUUGUGUUGUUUUGUAAAAAUAUUACUCCGAUGAAUUGUGCUAAUCUACACAAAUAAGAUGUGAAAAUUGCAAUGGGCCUUAUUGACAUUCUAGUCAGUUUGGGACUUUGGAAGAUAUGCUUUCCUCUAGGGACGCAGCCAGAAAAUUCUUUUAGGGUGGGCACUUAAUAAGCUUUAAUUUUUUCUAAUAGAAGUUAUAUGAUACAUUUAUAUUUUAUUAUAUUAUUGGUAAAUUUCAACAAAUAAUAACUAAAAUGAGUCCACUAAUAUUUUUAAAUUUUUUGACAAAAUCUCUUCUAAAAAUAUGAUAUUUGAAUGACAUCAACUUGUAUGCAUAACAUAUAUAAUUAAAUUUUAUGUAAUGAAAGUCAUGCUACAAUUAUUGGAACAUAAUAAUUCAAAUGUCUUAGAAAAUAUGUCACUUGAAUGUACUUUUUGUUGAUUCAACAUCAACGAUUUCAACAUUCAUAAUCAACUUUAUCUCAAAUUCUAAAAAAAUGUUUACCAAUACUAUUACUAAUAAAUAAAAUUCAUCACUAAUGAAAUGAAAAUUGCAAUCAUACUUCUGUAGACAAAGUAAGUAUACACAUGCUGCCAGAAAACCAAAUUUUACUAUCAGAAAUUGCACCGACUUCCAAAAGAAUGUCUAUAGCAUGGAAAAAAAAUUAUAUUUAGAUUUUUUUUUAUUCUGUCAAAACAUACAAAUAUUUUUUUUUAUUCAUCUAUAUUCAAAUAAAAAAAGAUUGAGAAAACAUUUUUACCUCAAAAAAUAUUACUUUGUAUAUUUGGAUGUUAAUUGUUUUUUAGUUGAGCCUUCAUGUUUUAUAAUGCUCGUGAACAUAUUAAGUCAUUUUUUAUAUUUGUUAACAUCUCCUUUAAUUUUAUCAUAUCUAUAAAGUCAUUCUCGAACUUCGUAUGAAAAAUGUCAAUCAGCCAUGUAGUUGGAAGCGUGCUAACAAUAUCAUACACUAUUAUUGGAUUAUUUAGACUACAUUUUUUUUAAGGUUUGUCAUAUAAUGUUUCUUUCUUUUGUUAUAUGGUUUUUGACAUUUGAUUAUGGAUUAGUUUUCUCCGUUUCAAACUGUAUCCAAAAUAGAUGGAUAUUGCAUUUUGUUUUCCCUAAUAAUUAUAUAAAUCGUACUGCACAGGUUGGUUGGUUGUGAUUAAAUUUUUUUUCUUUGUAGUAGUGUUUCUGCUAUUUUGUGCAUAAUAUAAUGUUCACUUAUUUUUUUUUUCUGCCAUCGACCUUUGAGGUUUCAUCUUCAAAGGAAUCAUUUUCAAAUUUAUCUAGUAUAUCUGAUAUCGUUAAAUGCGUAUUACGACGUACAUAAAUAGAGGUCGUUCAAUGUUAUUUGUACAUAAUAUAAAAUUUGUAAAUUAAAUUUAUAAUAAUAAGGUUAAUAACGGAUUAACAAAUAUUCCAUCAAAAUAAUUUUAUACUGCUUCAUGUUCUUAUAUUGCAAGAAUAAGAAUAACAACACACC
This is a messenger RNA of Ilex paraguariensis (yerba mate), 2225 nucleotides long. The record is from the annotation of a GenBank genome assembly. Lineage: Eukaryota; Viridiplantae; Streptophyta; Magnoliopsida; Aquifoliales; Aquifoliaceae.